AAGUAUCGCACAAGGAAGACAAUAGUGAUCUUUUAGGCGUUAUCAGGAAGCGGGAUUCCCCAAUGGUUGAAGACAGGUCAUGAAAUAUGUUCGCUCGCGUAAGCAAAGCUCAGUAAGUUUGUGUCUAGCGAGGAAAUCAGUUUUGCUUGAAUUGAAGUAAAGGUGUUCUCAAUUCUAAAAUGAAAUUAACGUAUUGUUUGAUGAUGCUGCUGACGACGUUUUUGUUGGAAUCGCUCGCUGAUGAUGAAUCGAACGAAGACUUGCCGGAAGAUGUUUUGGCAUGUCCCGGUGGCUACUGCGUUAAGAUAUAUUUAUGCGUGAACAACACAAUUGUUAAAGAAGGCGAAAACAUCAUAGAAACAAGAUUGUUAUCCGACGAAGAUCCAGAUGAUCUUAUCAUGGUCAACCACCAAGUUGAUAGUGACGAUGACGGCUGCGAGGAAUUCCUAAUGAAAUGCUGCUCACUAUCAUCGCGCAAGGAAAGCUCAAGAACCCUACCUGCUGCGCCGGAUGCGACCGAGAUAGAUGUUCCUCUACCAACCUGUGGAAUGGGGAAUCCACGAGGAUAUGUCUAUCACGUAGAAGAUUCUUCAGUGGCUCAAUUUGCUGAGUUUCCCUGGAUGGCUGCACUUCUAAAAAACACAGAGUUGCUAAACGAGAAGAAGCAGAUAUAUUUCUGUGGCGGUUCAUUGAUACAUUCACAGGUAGUGUUAACGGCAGCGCACUGUUUACAAAAUUUCAAUUCACCUGAUGGUUUGAUAGUACGUCUUGGUGAGUGGGAUACAAUUACCGUAAAUGAACCAGUGAAGCAUGAGAGUUACGGUGUUCAAAAAAUCAUUAUCCAUGAAGCAUACCACAAACAAAAAUACCACAACGAUUUGGGUCUGCUAAUUUUGGAAACUCCCGCUAAACUGAACGUACACAUUCGACCGAUAUGCCUGCCAGAAGCAGGUGAGAUCUUCGACGACGCAAACUGCGUAACUUCUGGAUGGGGUAAGAAGGAGUUCAACGAGCUAGGAAAAUAUGCCGAAGUGCUGAAGAAGGUACAGCUACCCAUCGUCGAGCACAGGCAGUGCAACAGAAUGCUGAAAAACACCAGACUUGGACCGUUCUUCCGUCUACACUCGAGUUUUCUCUGUGCUGGUGGCGAACCAGGUGUUGAUGUGUGCAAAGGUGAUGGAGGAUCUCCGCUCGCAUGUGCUAAAGCAGACGGUAAAUUCGUACAGGCCGGUAUAGUUGCAUGGGGAUUGGGCUGUGGAGAUGAUGGUGUUCCAGGGGUGUACGUUAACGUGUCAGGAUUUGUUGAUUGGAUUAUACAUAAUUUAUCGGAAGAAGGCAUUGACAUGGCACCCAUGGCACAGACAAGUCCAUAGGCAAAUUAGUGAAAAGCGUAGUUUCUGUCAAAGUGUGUAAUAAAAAAAAAAUGUGAAAGUAAUAAUAUAAUUUGAUUAAGAAACAGGAAUGAUAAAUUUGAAACAAUUUAAGUUUUUUAAAUAAAUAAACCCAUAGGUU
Molecule: messenger RNA, 1512 nt
Organism: Malaya genurostris
Lineage: Eukaryota; Metazoa; Arthropoda; Insecta; Diptera; Culicidae
Product: inactive CLIP domain-containing serine protease A28-like
Exons: 5
Coding region: 180-1373 (397 amino acids)
Biological process (GO): proteolysis
Molecular function (GO): serine-type endopeptidase activity
Source: RefSeq, a predicted model, not a curated record